Acyrthosiphon pisum (pea aphid) is the source of this 1140-nucleotide messenger RNA. RefSeq names its product MAPK regulated corepressor interacting protein 2. NCBI's taxonomy places the organism in Eukaryota, Metazoa, Arthropoda, Insecta, Hemiptera, Aphididae. The coding region runs from base 638 to 952 and encodes 104 amino acids. The transcript is spliced from 6 exons. The record is from RefSeq and is a predicted model, not a curated record.
CCGCAAUUAUGAUUAUCGUAGUGCGUCGCUCUCGCAAGUCGCAGUUGACGUAAACUUUUCUUUUGUUUUGUUUUUGUUUUUCGUGAACAAUAUUUCACAAUAUUAUUAUAAAUCAUAAUAUACAUUGCUUAAUAUUAUCAUUGUUGUAAGUCAUAAACUCAUAACCCGCACAGUCUUGUAUAAGACUUACAAAAGCCGUUCAAAAGCCAAUGACACAGAUCACUGGCGAUGCCACUGCAUGGGCUGCAAGUAACCGAUCACAGACGACACGAAGCGUCGUGGAAUGGAUCCUUUUCCAGUGACGAUUUUCGUCUUUAGGUGGAUAACCCACUCGUCCACCUACCAGAGACUCGACCAGCGUGCGCGUGGCGUUAAGUGAAUACAAUUCUGGUGGCGUACCUAUAAGUUAUCUACAACCUACAGCGUUUUGAAUUCCAACAGUUAUUAAAAAUUAUUAUUUUUCCCAAUCGGAUGGUCCCCCUUUCCCCUUCCCGCCAUCAUUUCUAGCUACGCUGCGUUUCUUCGACAAAUAUAUCCUUCCAGACAACUACACGAUAAAUUGGCUCAACUAAGUUCUCUGAUUUUUUGUCAAUUUCCAAGUAUUUUAAAUAUUGCACUGGUAAAUAAUACAUCUAUCAUGGGACGUCGUUUAACUGGACCGUCUGCGAGAACUCGUGAUGCACAACCCCUUCCAAUAUCAACACAACAUAAUUCAUCUGCAACAAAUGAUCGAAACAAUUUAUCACAACAUGAUGAACUUAUUCAUUUCGUUGGUGGUUCGUGGAAUGUUAUUUUUCAAGAAUAUCAAAGUGGAUGCCAAGGAUCUAAUGGUCGUUUUCAUAUACAGUUCUAUGAAGAAGGAAAUAGUGAAACAUUAAAAGGAUUUAAACCCUUUGAUCUUGAAGCUUGGUGGGGAAAACAAACCAUCCAACGAUACCAACAACGUUCCUAAUGUUAUUAUACUAAUAUAUUGCAAUGUAUUUUUCAGUUAAUUUUUUUUUCCCAAUUAUUUAAUAUACAAAAUGGCUUAUGCCUAAUAUCUUGAUACUGACAGUUAAGUUAUACAUUAUUAUCUGCUAUCAGUUAUUAAUUAUCAGCCUCAUGCAGGUAUGUUCUAGUAAUGUAUGACAUGCCAUAAUA